Trichobilharzia regenti is the source of this 305-nucleotide messenger RNA. The record is from the annotation of a GenBank genome assembly. Lineage: Eukaryota; Metazoa; Platyhelminthes; Trematoda; Strigeidida; Schistosomatidae.
GCGCAAUCUGUGAAGAAAAUCUUGGCCUAUCUAACACUCAGGUGAUUCAACCAUGCCAGAUCACCCCAUUUGUAGCACUUUAUACUGGUUUCAUGAAAGAAGAAAUAAGGCCAACUUCAACUGUUGGAUUCAAACCAUUUUUACGUCCGGGACCUUUCAAAAUAUUACGUUAUGUCAGUAUUUUAUUCGGAAGACAAACAAAUAUUAGUCGAAUAGACGUUAGCAUGAAAAUGCUGACUAACAAAAUUCAAAAAUUGAUUCUAAUGGGGACUAAUGAUGGUAAAGCGUUUUUCAGUGUUAGAACA